AUAUAGGCGGGGUCUCCCCGCUACAGGGGCUGGGAUGGUGGGGGCUGCUGAAGCCGCCAUCUUGGAUUCCGCGGUAGCGGAGGCGGCGGUCAGGCGCCGCUUCUGGGGAGUGGCCUUUCUCUUCCCCUCCCUCCCUGUUCGGUGGCGGCGGCUCCUCCCACUCGGGGGGGGGGGGUGGCGCGGCGGCGGUGGCAUCUACGGCCAUGGCGGCGACUACUGCCAACCCCGAAAUGACAUCAGAUGUACCAUCACUGGGUCCAGCCAUUGCCUCUGGAAACCCUGGACCUGGAAGUCAAGGUGGAGGAGCCAUUGUCCAGAGGGCUAUUAAGCGGCGAUCAGGGCUGGAUUUUGAUGAUGAUGGAGAAGGGAACAGUAAAUUUUUGAGGUGUGAUGAUGAUCAGAUGUCUAACGAUAAGGAGCGGUUUGCCAGGUCGGAUGAUGAGCAGAGCUCUGCGGAUAAAGAGAGACUUGCCAGGGAAAAUCACAGUGAAAUUGAACGGCGGCGACGGAACAAGAUGACAGCCUACAUCACAGAACUGUCAGAUAUGGUACCCACCUGUAGUGCCCUGGCUCGAAAACCAGACAAGCUAACCAUCUUACGCAUGGCAGUUUCUCACAUGAAGUCCUUGCGGGGAACUGGCAACACAUCCACUGAUGGCUCCUAUAAGCCGUCUUUCCUCACUGAUCAGGAACUGAAACAUUUGAUCUUGGAGGCAGCAGAUGGCUUUCUGUUUAUUGUCUCAUGUGAGACAGGCAGGGUGGUGUAUGUCUCUGACUCCGUGACUCCUGUUUUGAACCAGCCACAGUCCGAAUGGUUUGGCAGCACACUCUAUGAUCAGGUGCACCCAGAUGAUGUGGAUAAACUUCGUGAGCAGCUUUCCACUUCAGAAAAUGCCCUGACAGACUGCUCUUCACAUCCUCCUUCAGGGCGUAUCCUGGAUCUAAAGACUGGAACAGUGAAAAAGGAAGGUCAGCAGUCUUCCAUGAGAAUGUGUAUGGGCUCAAGGAGAUCGUUUAUUUGCCGAAUGAGGUGUGGCAGUAGCGCUGUGGACCCAGUUUCUGUGAAUAGGCUGAGCUUUGUAAGGAACAGAUGCAGGAAUGGACUUGGCUCUGUAAAGGAUGGGGAACCUCACUUCGUGGUGGUCCACUGCACAGGCUACAUCAAAGCCUGGCCCCCAGCAGGUGUUUCCCUCCCAGAUGAUGACCCAGAGGCUGGCCAGGGAAGCAAGUUUUGCCUAGUGGCCAUUGGCAGAUUGCAGGUAACUAGUUCUCCCAGCUGUACAGACAUGAGUAAUGUUUGUCAACCAACAGAGUUCAUCUCCCGACACAACAUUGAGGGGAUCUUCACUUUUGUGGAUCACCGCUGUGUGGCUACUGUUGGCUACCAGCCACAGGAACUCUUAGGAAAGAAUAUUGUAGAAUUCUGUCAUCCUGAAGACCAGCAGCUUCUAAGAGACAGCUUCCAACAGGUGGUGAAAUUAAAAGGCCAAGUGCUGUCUGUCAUGUUCCGGUUCCGGUGUAAGAACCAAGAAUGGCUCUGGAUGAGAACCAGCUCCUUUACUUUCCAGAACCCUUACUCAGAUGAAAUUGAGUACAUCAUCUGUACCAACACCAAUGUGAAGAACUCUAGCCAAGAACCACGGCCUACACUCUCCAACACAAUCCAGAGGCCACAACUAGGUCCCACAGCUAAUUUACCCCUGGAGAUGGGCUCAGGACAGCUGGCACCCAGGCAGCAGCAACAGCAAACAGAAUUGGACAUGGUACCAGGAAGAGAUGGACUGGCCAGCUACAAUCAUUCCCAGGUGGUUCAGCCUGUGACAACCACAGGACCAGAACACAGCAAGCCCGUUGAGAAGUCAGAUGGUUUAUUUGCCCAGGAUAGAGAUCCAAGAUUUUCAGAAAUCUAUCACAACAUCAGUGCGGAUCAGAGUAAAGGCAUCUCCUCCAGCACUGUCCCUGCCACCCAACAGCUAUUCUCCCAGGGCAACACAUUCCCUCCUACCCCCCGGCCGGCAGAGAAUUUCAGGAAUAGUGGCCUAGCCCCUCCUGUAACCAUUGUCCAGCCAUCAGCUUCUGCAGGACAGAUGUUGGCCCAGAUUUCCCGCCACUCCAACCCCACCCAAGGAGCAGCCCCAACUUGGACCCCUACCACCCGCUCAGGCUUUUCUGCCCAGCAGGUGGCUACCCAGGCUACUGCUAAGACUCGUACUUCCCAGUUUGGUGUGGGCAGCUUUCAGACUCCAUCCUCCUUCAGCUCCAUGUCCCUCCCUGGUGCCCCAACUGCAUCGCCUGGUGCUGCUGCCUACCCUAGUCUCACCAAUCGUGGAUCUAACUUUGCUCCUGAGACUGGACAGACUGCAGGACAAUUCCAGACACGGACAGCAGAGGGUGUGGGUGUCUGGCCACAAUGGCAGGGCCAGCAGCCUCAUCAUCGUUCAAGUUCUAGUGAGCAACACGUUCAACAACCGUCAGCACAGCAACCUGGCCAGCCUGAGGUCUUCCAGGAGAUGCUGUCCAUGCUGGGAGAUCAGAGCAACAGCUACAACAAUGAAGAAUUCCCUGAUCUAACUAUGUUUCCCUCCUUUUCAGAAUAGAACUAUUGGGGUGAGGAUAAGGGGUGGGGGAGAAAAAAUCACUGUUUGUUUUUAAAAAGCAAAUCUUUCUGUAAACAGAAUAAAAGUUCCUCUCCCUUCCCUUCCCUCACCCCUGACAUGGACCCCCUUUCCCUUCUGGCUGUUCCCCUGCUCUGUUGCCUCUCUAAGGUAACAUUUGUAGAAGAAAUGGAAUGAAUCUCCAAGGCUCUUAGGACUCCCUGAAAAUUUGAGGCUGGGUGAAGUUAAAACACCUUUCCUUAUGUCUCCUGACCUGAAAUUGUAUAGUGUUGAUUUGUGCUAAGAUCAAGAGUCAGGUUAGAAGAACCUGACAUCCACUGUUUGCCUUGGAUAGUAUGGCUUGUUUUUGGAAAGAAAUUCUGAAGAGAGUGGAGGAGAGGAGAAAUGUCCUCAUAUAUGAGGACCAUGAAACAUGGUAGGUGUAUAUGGGGCUUUAGCAAGUGAGCAUAGGCUCUUUUUGCUGCCUGUGAGCAAUCCCUCUGGAAAGAAACGUGAGUAAGUGAGAGAGUGUGUAUGUGUGUGUACGUGUAUGUGUGUGUGUGUGCACGUGCACGUGCGUCUGUAUUUCAGUCUUUCUCCUAUUAGGGAGUUAUGCAAAAUUUGUCCCCGAUUUUACCUUUGUCUUUCUGUGUACUUUUCAAAGAGUCCUAAGGAGUUAAAUCUUCCAGGUAUUUUCCACUUAGUAUUGCAGCCAAAGAAUAUUUAAAUAAAUGUCUUUGCUGCGCUUGCAUCCAUGCCCAGCCAAUAUACACCUGUAAAGCAAAUAUAGAAAGUCGGCUGUUGAUACAGUUGUCUGUUAUCAAACACAUUCAGUGAUAAAGCUGAGUUACUCCUGCUUUUGGUGCUCUCACCUUAUCUGGAAGAUCUGCAAACAUUACCUAAAUAGGCUGGCAAGAUAAACACUUUCUGGAACCUGAGACUUGGCCAUAAAGAUAAUGCUGCAUUUUUCUGUCAGAAUCACAUAUGAUGUGUGUUCUGUAGAGGUUAUUUCUUCAUGGAAACUCAACUUCUUGGAUUAGCCGUCCCAGUGAAAAUCCUCAUUGUUGGAGUGUAAACCAAAUACGAAGCCCUCUUGCAAAGUAGCCUCUUUCAUCCCAUACUCAAAAUACCCAGUUUAGCAAGAAACGGAGAUUUAAGUCUCUCUGGCCCUAAGAGGUUUUUCCUCUUUGCUCCCUCCAAUCUUGAGAUUGGGUUUUGCUUCAGAGUGCAAGUAUCAUAAUUCCAUAUGAUAGAUGGGGCCUGGACACCCUUCUCAGCAGGGUCACUUGGUAAUUAACAAUAGCCAUAUAAAUGCGGAUACAGGUUACUACCCUCACCCUUUACCUUCCUCAGGUAACAGUUGUAGAUACCAGCUUUUUUUUUUUUUUAAUUGGCUUUGGCCAGUAGCUAAAGUGCAAGACUGAAUUAAUGAGAUAUACUAAAUGUAGUCAUAGGGGACUGAGGAGCAAGGAUGGCCUUGAAGAGGCCAAAAGAAUGUCCAUUUGCUGGGUUUCCCUUUCUUAUGUCUCCAAUCUGGUGCCAGGUAGUGGAGUAAAAAAGGAGACAGUUUAUUUUUUUAUUCUAUGUGCACACUUACAGUAUACAUAUAUAUUUAUAUCACAGUUUAUGAAACCAAAAAGUUGAGUUUCCAAUGGAACCCGUGUUUUUUAAUAAUCGACUGUUUUUAAAUGUGAUCAGGACUAUAAUAUUGUACAGUUAUAGGGCUUUUGGGGAAGGGGAGGAUAGCGAGAAGAUGCUCUGGGGGUUUUGUUUUUGCUUUUCCUUCAGGGUUUUAUUUUUGAUUGUUUUGUUUUCUUGUUGGCCAUUUCUGUAUUGCUGGCAUCUGUGCUAAGCUUUACAGUGGCAAAAAUAAUGACAUGUAGCAAAGAUUUUCAAACAAAUUAUUUUUUCCUUUUGUAAAAUUUCUUGUGUUGUGUGAUCUUGAUUGCGGCUUUAUCAUUCCUUUCCAGUUAAUGAACAACAGGCACCCACAACUAGAGGAAUCUAUAGUUUAAGCUCCAGACAUACAAACAUAAGGCACAUUGUGUCUUUAAUUUCAGGAAUCAGAAAUCAUAGGGUUCUGAUCACAUUGCACGCCUCCCCCUCACUUGUCCUCCUGAUCCUGACACAUUCUGAGUAACAUCAGCAGGAAUGCUCUGACCAUGAGGUGGGGGUUUUGGGGUGGGUGUUGCCCGGGUUCUUGGGAGAGAGGGGAAGAAUUGGGACUUGAAAACCACUAGGGCACAUCUGGAUGCCUUCCCCCAGUAUGUCCUUUUCUGGAUUAAAAUGAGUGAAAUUUAAA
This is a messenger RNA of Nomascus leucogenys (northern white-cheeked gibbon), 4896 nucleotides long. RefSeq names its product aryl hydrocarbon receptor nuclear translocator (gene ARNT). Gene Ontology annotation, molecular function: protein dimerization activity; DNA-binding transcription factor activity, RNA polymerase II-specific; RNA polymerase II cis-regulatory region sequence-specific DNA binding. NCBI's taxonomy places the organism in Eukaryota, Metazoa, Chordata, Mammalia, Primates, Hylobatidae. Gene Ontology annotation, cellular component: cytoplasm; aryl hydrocarbon receptor complex; transcription regulator complex. Gene Ontology annotation, biological process: regulation of transcription by RNA polymerase II. The record is from RefSeq and is a predicted model, not a curated record.